AACAACAACAACAACAACAACAAUAUCCUACUUACAUCCAGAGCGGACGUUCCUCUUUCUCACCUAAUUCUGUUGCUUCUUUGCCUCGACCAGAGACGCCUGAAGUAGAUCAAUUGAGACUUCGGUUUGAAAGUAUGAUCCAAACAGCUGCUCCAGCAAAUGAAAUGAUCAGAAGAAGAUCUUCUCCUAAAAUUACACCUGAAUUUGCUAAUCGUAUCAAAGACAUGAAGCCAAGAGGUCCUGUUGGUAACCGUGUCAAGACUCAUGUUCAUCUUGAUGAGCCUUAUACAAAACAAGCAGUUGUAAAAGCACUUCUUAAUUCUCAAAAGAUAAACUGGAAAGUGAAUCAAGAUAUUAGUCCCGAACACGCUGACCAAGACCUAAAAGAUGUUCAACUUCAGUGGCUUGAAUAUGAGCUUAUCAACUGGCAACAUUUGGCUAUGCGUGAUAAUUCACUUGCCAAUGCUUAUUGUAUUCGCAAAGGGUUAAUUCGUAAAUCCCAAAUGUCUUAUAAUAUCACAAAAUACUUGUCAAAAUAUCCUGACAGUAUCUUAAAGAAGGCAAUCCCAGAAACAUGGCUAUUUGAAUUAGAUCACGUGGAUUACUUUGAAGAAGCUAUGAAUGAAGUAUUUGAAGUUGAAAGAGACUUGUUAAAUGAAGAAGAAAAUCAUAUGUUUAUUAUCAAGCCAAGCAUGGCUAAUAAAGCAGCUGGUAUCAAAGUGUUCAAUUCAUUGGAUCAAUUGCGCGCCAUGUUUGAAGAAGAAGAAAGUGAUGAUGAAGAAGACGAUGACGACGACGAGGAUAGCUAUGGUAGAGAAGACUUGUCUCAAGUAAGAGAGUGGGUUAUUCAACGUUAUAUUGAUAACCCUUUGCUUGUGGAUCAAUACAAAUUCCAUGUACGUGCCUAUGUACUUGCUAAAUCCAAUAUCCAAGUUUACUUGUAUAAGGACAUGUUGGCUUUGUUUGCCAUGAAGCCUUAUGAUACCUCCAACUUGGAUGACAAUUUGAUUCAUUUGACCAAUACAUGCAUUCAAACAGAUCAAGAAGGAUUCAACGAACAAGCAUCUGUAAAACUCUUUUGGGAACUUGAUUUAUCAGAAGACAAGAAACAAGACGCUUUUGAACAAAUGAAAAAGAUUCUAGCAGACGUAUUUGAUGCUUGUGCUAGUGAAAUGACUACAUUUCAAGCAUUGCCCAAUGCUUUUGAAUUGUUUGGUAUUGAUUUCAUGAUUGAUCAAGAUAAUCAAGUUUACUUUUUAGAAGCCAAUGCUUUUCCUGAUUUCAAGCAAACAGGCAACAAACUUCAACAUAUUAUUCAAGAAUUGUUUGAAGCAACAAGUAAAGUUGCCAUUGAGCCUUUCUUUACUGGUGAAAAGGAUGUACAAGAUGAAAAAUUGGUCAAGGUUUAUGAGAAAACUUUGUUGUCUUUAUAG
Messenger RNA from Gilbertella persicaria, 1433 nucleotides. Its product is annotated as tubulin-tyrosine ligase family-domain-containing protein. The coding region runs from base 135 to 1433 and encodes 432 amino acids. NCBI's taxonomy places the organism in Eukaryota, Fungi, Mucoromycota, Mucoromycetes, Mucorales, Choanephoraceae. The record is from RefSeq and is a predicted model, not a curated record. The transcript has 3 exons. Gene Ontology annotation, cellular component: P-body. Gene Ontology annotation, biological process: protein modification process.